AUGAGAAAUUAUUCAAAACUCUUUGAAUUUGAAAAAGUUUCUAGCCUGUGUGGAUCAUUCAGAGAAAACAUUCGAUGUUUUCUACAAGAUGCUGCGGAACAUGAAGAUUAUACGGUUAAUGGGAUGCCUGUAUGGUGCAUUCUGAUUGUUUCUCAGCACAUUGGUGUUUUCCCACUCUAUACUAUCGAAGAAACCGUUGAACACUCUGUGAAUCCCUUUUGCGAUCACUGUAAAUUAUCAGGUUGGGGACACCAUUAUGUGUCGAAGAGGAGGUAUCAUGUCGUAAUUCCAGCAAAUGAGAAUUGGAAUAAGCCAGUUAAGGGGAAUUUCUCUGAGCUUCAGGGUCAUAAUUUAUACGGUUUGAUUCAUUGCAAUGGGUAUGGGCAUCUUAUAUGCAUCAAUGGGUAUAAUGAGAAUUCGAUCUUCCAGAAUGGGAGUGAUUUUAUGGACUUAUGGGAUCGUCUUUGCACAACUCUUAAAGCCAGGGAAAUUUCUGUCUGCGACGUUUUGAAGAAGGGAAAAAUGGAGCUGAGAUUGAUUCAUGGUGUGGCAUAUGGGAGAUCAUGGUUUGGAAAUUGGGGCUACAAAUUUAGUGGUGGGAGUUUAGGGGUUACAGAACAGAAGUAUGAUACAGCAAUUCAGAUACUGGGUUCAUUAGGCCUCAAUAAAAUCAUUAAUGAUUUCAAGAAUGAUGGAAAAGGAAUGGAAAUCAAACAAAUAAUUGACAAGUACAGAGAAUUGAGCGAAAAGCCAUUGAUUACUAUCAGUGAUUUGUUACAAUACAUUUUUGCUAAUCCUUGUGGAUAUGAGUCCAAAACAGAGGGUAGUCCGAUCAGUUUCAGAACAUUUGUGAAUUUGUUGGCAAAAGGUGAUUGCAGAUGGGCUUCUAGGAGACUUGAGCAUGUGCUAGUUGUAAUUAUAAAGCUCUUGAAUGAGCAUAAAGCUAAUAAUCUUAAUAGAAAAUAUGGUAUGUCAAGGCAUGAGCUAAGGGAAGAGGCAAGAAAAUCUAUUGGGGACACAGGUUUAAUUGAUUUUGUGCUCAAAUCUAUCAAAUUGUUUGCAGUGAAUAAUCAAAUUAUUCAACGAACAAUAAAUCCACUGACUCGAUUAGUGGAAUUUACUAUCUAUGAUGUUGUUAAAGAAGGAGAAGGAUUGAAGUGGAGAAUGGAUUCUGGUUGCAGAUAUUCAAGAAAUAAACUGGAACAAGCAGCAAAAGUGGUGGUGAAUAUUUUGAAGGAAAAUAGAGGUAUAGAUUCUAUGGCGCGGCAAGAAUUACGAGACAGGGCUAGGGAAUGCAUCCGUGACACUGGAUUGAUUGAUUAUGUGCUGAAAUCAUUAGACAAUGCUAUUCUUGGGAAUCAAAUUGUUUACCGGUCAAAAAAUCCAACUACGAAUAGGAUCGAAUACUCUCUUGAAAGUGUUACUAACCAAGGCAACAUGGAAAAAUCUGAAAUAAUAUCGCCUACCCUGGAUAACGAAGUGGGCUUGUAUUUAAAUGAGGAUAUGCUAUUUCUGUAUAAGAAUGUGCUGUUGGGCUAUACUGAAUCGAACUUAGUUGGUUUGGCAACUCAGCUUGUGUUGGACAGCAAGCAAUUUGUGAAAGUGUGGGAAAUUGAAGAACAAGUUAUCAACCAGUUAAUGACAUUGGCCUGCAAGGUUUUGCCUAGUUUUCACGAGUUGGAGACCGAGCUGACUAGGCCAUUGUCGCCUGGGGUGACAGUAAUGAUCCCACCUGGGAUUACCAUUGGUGACCUUAAGGUGGUGGCACAACGUGCUCUGAGGGAUACUUAUUGCAUUAUGGAUGACUUUGUGGUAAAGCAAAUCGGUGGGUUGAGAGGAAUAGAUGACGAGAAGGUUCUGUCUUGCACCCUGGAGCCGGGUGCUCACAUUUGGGUGAGAGGGUAUGGGAUUGAUUUGGCUACAGAACUAAGGUAUGAAGAUGGCACCUACAAGUCCACACUGGAUGGUUUGUUACAUUGA
Molecule: messenger RNA, 1980 nt
Organism: Fraxinus pennsylvanica
Lineage: Eukaryota; Viridiplantae; Streptophyta; Magnoliopsida; Lamiales; Oleaceae
Source: the annotation of a GenBank genome assembly